This is a messenger RNA of Phytophthora nicotianae INRA-310, 720 nucleotides long. RefSeq lists its product as hypothetical. The record is from RefSeq and is a predicted model, not a curated record. Bases 1 to 720 code for a protein of 239 amino acids. Lineage: Eukaryota; Oomycota; Peronosporomycetes; Peronosporales; Peronosporaceae. The transcript has a single exon.
AUGAUGAACCACCUUGAAGCAGCUCUUGUUCGCGACACAUCAACCUGGAUGAAGCCAACAGGAGUACCUCCCCACGUAGAGCUCUACAAGCAGCUACGGCAAGUGCAGACAUCAAUUGAUAACCUGCCUCCAGUUCUACUUGAAGGCAUGUCCAAUUUAAUAGAGGAGAAGGGUGUAGCUGCCGGCAAUAUCACGAACCAGGUACUGGAAGCUACAAUUGAAUCCUUACUGUUACGGGCAGGCCUUGCGCAAGGAGCAAUGAGUCAUGCACCACAACCAGUGCAGCAUUCAGAUGGUGAUCAAGUGUAUUAUUACAGUGGGAAAUUUCACUUACUGCCAGAGGAAUUUGAGUUCCCCCGUACGGGUCCUUGCGGGGCAUGGCAAUUAUGGUGGUUUGGGGACAAAUCACGAGGAUGGCCUCCUUUGAAAAAAAUCCAUCCACACGACUUGCCAAAGCGCAGCAUGCGCAAGACGUUCUCAGAUUGGGUCAUGAUGAUAAAACAUCUAACGGAGGCGGCCACAGCAGCUGGACUAGCAAUUUCUACACAGCCAACAGAGAAAGAAGCAUCCGAGAUAUUUAGUGUUGCUAUCGAAAAGCUCCAAUUACCUCCAGCAAAACACAAACGCCGCCUAGCAGAUCUAUCACUUCCCACCGUACUGCGCUUAGUCCGUGAAGCUCAGAGUGCUGACAAACGCCAAAGAGGUUCCGAUAACCCAUAG